UAUUUAUUAAGGUGAUGACAGCACAUGGACUGAGACUUUCUGGAUCUGGGGAAGGAGGUGAAAAAGGCCAGAAAGGAGAGAAAGGAGACCAGGGUGAAAAAGGUUCUGAAGGCUCAAAAGGUCUCCAGGGCAAUACUGGAUUGCCUGGAUUGACAGGGGCACCAGGACUUGAGGGAAAGCAGGGUCCGUCUGGUCCCAUUGGCCUCCGUGGUCUUCCAGGAGAUCCGGGCUCUCCCGGUCAAACAGGACUGCCUGGAAAAGAUGGAAUGAAAGGAGAAAAGGGUGAUUCAGGCGGAGCACCGGGACCCAUAGGCCCCCCGGGCCUCAAGGGUGAACCUGGUGAGCCCUGCUCUGUCGGACCUUGCAAUGGGGAGGAGGUCGUGUCUGGUCUUCGGGGGUUGCGGGGCCCUAAGGGUGAGCGAGGUGUACCGGGAGUCCCUGGAGAUGCUGGAGAGAAAGGAGAACCUGGUAUUGGAAUCACUGGACCCCCUGGUCUGAUGGGAUCUAAAGGAGAACCAGGAAUUCAGGGUCCUCGUGGACCUCCAGGACCACUUGGAGCACCAGGGAUUAUGGGACCUCCAGGCCCACAAGGCAGACCAGGACCCCCUGGACCCCCUGGAGAACCGACAGCACUGCCUAUUGUUGGAGACAUGGGGAUGUUACUAAAGAAUGCCUGCAGUGUGUGUCAGACCAGAGUACCAGGAUUGCCAGGGCAGAAAGGAGAAAAAGGUUCCCUUGGAGCUCCAGGUAUCCCAGGAAUGGAUGGAGAAAAGGGGGAUCAGGGACUUCGAGGCCCAGCUGGUAAUCCCGGAAAAGAGGGUCCGAAGGGAGUGAAGGGUGAGAGAGGCUUUCCUGGUCCAUUGGGGGAUAAGGGUGAUGAGGGGUCCCCAGGUGUGCCUGGAUUGCCUGGAUCCACAGGCCGUAUGGGUCCACAGGGACUGAUUGGCAGACCAGGACCUGUUGGACCCCCAGGACCAAAGGGAGAACGGGGCAGCGAUGGAGUGCAAGGCAGACCCGGCCCUCCUGGACCUCCUGGUGUCCCAUAUGCAGAGGGAAAUGGAAUGAGCAGUCUCUAUAAGCUUCAGAAUGGAGCGGCUAAUACAGGUCAGCCCACAGGUCAGCCCGGACCACCAGGGCCCCCGGGGCCCAAAGGAGAUGAAGGAAGGAUGGGUGAGCCGGGGCUGAUGGGAUUACCAGGUCUAGAGGGGCUGCCAGGUGCUAAGGGUGAUCCUGGCCUAUCUGGUCCACCUGGUGUUCCUGGUCCUACUGGAAAGCCUGGUCCACGUGGUGAGCCAGGGAUCCCUGGAGAGCCGGGAGAACGAGGGCCUGUGGGAGAGACUGGCUUCCCUGGACCUGAAGGGCCUCCUGGAUCCCCUGGAAGGCCGGGAAAAGAUGGAAUUCCAGGCUAUACGGGAGCCACAGGCAGACCUGGAGACAGAGGUACUAAAGGAGAACGGGGAGAUACAGGGAUUCCAGGAGAGAGAGGAGUACAGGGAGAAAGAGGCAAACCUGGAGAAAGAGGGGGCAUUGGUCCUCAGGGACAGCCUGGACAGAAAGGAGAACCAGGCACACCUGGAUCUUUAACAACACCAGGGACUGUCAGUCUGUUGGGUGAUACAGCUGCCUUGGAGGAAAUUAAAACAUUCAUCCGAAAUGAAGUAUUGCGUGUAUUUAAAGACAGUUAUGCUUUGCUACAGAAGACACCAGCAGCUAUAUUAGCCGCACCGGAUCGACAAGGCCCUCCAGGGCCACCUGGUAAUGAUGGCUCCCCAGGACCCCCGGGAGAGCCAGGACCUCCAGGUCCCCAAGGGUAUCGAGGGCAGAAAGGAGAACGAGGUCAAAUGGGGUUAGGACUUCCAGGAGCUCCAGGCCCCACUGGCCCACCAGGCUCACCCGGAAGAGGACUCCAGGGUCCCAAAGGUGAUCCAGGGCCAGAGGGAAGAUGUAACCCCAGCGACUGCUUCCAUCCAUACGCCAGGCGGGACGGGUAGGAUCUGACGCAUCCUCAUCAAAACCCGAUUCGAUCCUGGAAACCUGUGAACCAGCUCAUCUACACAAGCAUUAAAUCCUAUUGAAACAAACAUAGGAUCACUGCUGGAGGAGAAGAAACACGCAAACGUCAUCCACACAGAGCAGCCAUUACUGGUGAUGUCAUUUCAUCAUUUAUCUCCGUUUCAUUUCCCAUAUUUGUGACCAAUGCACUCAUUUCCCAUGUUUUGUGGGUAUGACGUGAGAAUUCAAAUCUCAUCAUUACACUAAUCACACCGGACAAGUUGAUGGCGAAUGCAGGUGGAAUGAGAAUUUACAUUUGCUUAUUUUCUUCAGUUUGUUGUGAAGUUGAGUUUUGAUUCAUUUGUGAUGGCUCUAUGCAAUCUAAAAUAGAGUAUGAUAACAAAUAUUAAGCUACUGUAAAUAACAGACAUUGCAAUUGUUUUUUAAACAUGUCAUUUUGAAAAAUAUUUCAAUAAGUGUACUUUCCAGCCCUGUGUGAGGAACAUUGCUUGAGAAGGAAGUUAUCAUCAUGAUUAUCACCUCAGAUGCAUAUUGAAACGUGAGACCACUAGUAAAAUUAGAAACCAUAAAAAUGUUCAAUGUAAUAUUUCACAGUAAAUUAUCAAAUAAUAAUGAUAA
Molecule: messenger RNA, 2631 nt
Organism: Carassius carassius (crucian carp)
Lineage: Eukaryota; Metazoa; Chordata; Actinopteri; Cypriniformes; Cyprinidae
Product: collagen alpha-1(XIX) chain-like
Exons: 33
Coding region: 15-1991 (658 amino acids)
Source: RefSeq, a predicted model, not a curated record